Molecule: messenger RNA, 414 nt
Organism: Acyrthosiphon pisum (pea aphid)
Lineage: Eukaryota; Metazoa; Arthropoda; Insecta; Hemiptera; Aphididae
Exons: 1
Coding region: 1-414 (137 amino acids)
Source: RefSeq, a predicted model, not a curated record
AUGGCAAUUGUGGACCCAGACUAUAAGUUUAUUUGUAUAGAUGUCAGUGGAUAUGGACGAAACUCUGACGGGGGAAUAUUAGAAGAAUCUAUUAUGGGUAAGCGAUUAGAAGCUGGGAUGUUGAAUGUACCUGAAGAUAAGCCUUUGCCCGGUAAAGUUGAAAAAUCGCCUAUGGUUAUUAUAGGUGAUGAAGCGUUUUCAUUAAAAACUUAUAUAAUGAAACCAUUUCCUAGACGACAAUCACGAAAUGAUAGAAAAAAGGAUACUUACAAUUAUAGAUUAUGCCGGGCACGAAGGGUAGUAGAGAAUGCAUUUGGAAUUUUAGCGAAGAAAUGGAGGGUAUUUGAGAGUCCAAUGGAAAUGAAAGAAACAACUGUAAAAAAAAGUUAUUAUGGCAACAUGCAUACUACAUAA